Pelagomonas calceolata is the source of this 971-nucleotide messenger RNA. The record is from the annotation of a GenBank genome assembly. Lineage: Eukaryota; Pelagophyceae; Pelagomonadales; Pelagomonadaceae.
GCACCUAUACGUUCAGCUGCACUGGAGCUCCUCCUCGCACGGCUCGUGACCGCCUGGACACACGAACCACUGGAGAGCUGCCACCUUAAGCAACUCGAACCACACACGCAGCAUUUAGAGCGAUUCGUCCCACCCUUGAGCCUCCACAUAAGAACGCUUGCACGCGCACUGCCAAUCCGUAACACCGUACGCCGGCCGCUUCGAGAAAACAAGAAAAAUGCUCCGCCACGCCCUAAGAAGAACAACACCCGUCCUCAAGACCGCCACGCGCGGCAUGCCUUUAGUACCCAUGGUCAUCGAGUCCUCUGGGAUGGGCGAGCGCGCCUUCGACAUCUUCUCGAGGCUGCUCAAGGAGCGCAUCAUCAUGCUGCAGGGGCCGGUCCACGACGAGAUGGCCGGGCUCGUUACGGCGCAGUUAUUGUUCCUCGAAGCCGAAGAUCCGGAACGAGCUAUUAGCCUCUACAUCAACUCGCCAGGUGGGAGCGUCACGGCGGGCCUCGCCAUCUACGACACGAUGCAGUACAUCCGAGCGCUUGUCGGCACGCUGUGCCUGGGCCAGGCGGCGUCGAUGGGGUCCCUCCUCCUCGCGGCCGGCGAGCCCGGGAUGCGGCGCUGCCUGCCGAACGCGCAGGUCAUGCUCCACCAGCCCAGUGGCGGGGCCCAGGGCCAGGCCGCCGACAUCGCCAUCGUCGCCAAGGAGAUCCUGAAGACGCGCGAGAAGCUCAACAAGAUUUACGUAAGCCACACGGGCAAGGACGUCGAGGCCAUCGAGCGCGUCAUGGACCGGGACACGUACUUCACGGCCGAGGAGGCGAAGGAGUUCGGGGUCGUCGACGAGGUCGUGGCGGCGCGCGAGCGGCCGGGGAAGCCCGCGGACGACGACGAGGAGCCCCUCGAGCGCGCGGCUUGAAGUCUCACAUGGGAAUCGCUGUAGCAGUCGGUAUCGUGCAGUAAGUAACGUGUAUCUUUAG